This is a messenger RNA of Plasmodium berghei ANKA, 2124 nucleotides long. RefSeq names its product 60 kDa chaperonin, putative. The transcript has 2 exons. The record is from RefSeq and is a predicted model, not a curated record. Gene Ontology annotation, molecular function: ATP binding; ATP-dependent protein folding chaperone. NCBI's taxonomy places the organism in Eukaryota, Apicomplexa, Aconoidasida, Haemosporida, Plasmodiidae. Gene Ontology annotation, biological process: protein refolding. The coding region runs from base 1 to 2124 and encodes 707 amino acids.
AUGAAAACAGGAAAAGGUAUAUUAAUUUUUUUGAUAGUUUUUAUGCUGCUCCUAAAAGAUGGUAAUUGCAUAAAGAAACGAAGAAAUUUCCCAAAAAAAAAUGUAAAAUGUUUAAAUAAAAGACUAAAUUAUAUAAAUAGUAAAAUUAUAAGUAGAAGGAAAGAAAAUUAUGUUAAAAUGAAAAUGACGGAAAAUAAAAUAAAAGGAAAAGAUAUUAUAUAUGGAAAUGAGUGUCGUAAUGAAUUAUUAAAAGGUAUAUUAACAGUAUCAGAUGUUGUAAAACUGACUUUAGGUCCGAGAGGACGAAAUGUUUUAUUAGAAAAGGAUUAUGGAAGCCCAUUAAUAAUUAAUGAUGGUGUAACUAUAGCAAAAAACAUUUCAUUAAAAGAUAGAAAAAAAAAUAAUGGAGUAAAAUUAAUGCAGGAAAGUACAAACAUAUCAAAUGAUAAAGCAGGAGAUGGUACUAGUUCAACUGCUUUAAUGACAGCAACUAUAACAAAAAAAGGUAUUGAACAAGUAAACAAUAAUCACAACCCUAUACCAAUACAAAGGGGUAUACAAUUGGCAUCAAAAAUGAUUAUGGAAAAAAUAAAAUCUCUUUCUACACCCAUAAAAACGUAUAAAGAUAUAUUAAAUAUAGCAACGAUUGCAAGUAAUAAUGAUGUACACAUGGGUCAAAUUAUUGCAAAUGCAUAUGAUAAAUUAGGAAAAAAUGCAGCUAUUAUAUUAGAUGAUAAUGCUGAUAUUAAUGAUAAAUUAGAAUUUACUGAAGGCUAUAAUUUUGAUAGAGGUAUAAUUAACCCGUAUCUUUUAUAUAACGAAAAUAAAGAUUAUAUUGAAUAUAGUAAUGUUUCAACAUUAAUUACCGAUCAAAACAUUGAUAAUAUACAAUCGAUUUUACCAAUAUUAGAAAUUUUUGCAAAAAAUAAACAACCUUUAUGUAUUAUUGCUGACGAUUUCAGUAACGAAGUUUUACAAACUUUAAUCAUAAACAAACUAAAGGGUGCCAUCAAAGUGGUUCCGAUAAGAGCGCCCUCAUUUGGUGAUAGAAGAAAAGAUUACCUAAAAGAUUUAUGUAUUGUUACAAACAGUAAAUACAUAAGUGCAGAUGUCGGAUUGGACUUAAACAACUUGCAUAAUAACAUGAGUAGCUUCGACAACAACUAUUUGUCAUUAUUAGGAAAUGCAAACACUUUAAUAGUAAAAAAAGAUAGGACGAGUUUAAUUACCAAAGAAGAAUAUAAGGAUAAAAUAGAUGAAAGAAUUAAUGUUUUAAAAAAAGAAUUUGAAGAAACAACUUCGAAAUAUGAUAAAGAAAAAUUAAAUGAACGUAUAGCAGCAUUAUCAGGAGGUAUAGCAAAAAUAUUAAUUGGAGGUAAUACAGAAACGGAGCAAAAAGAAAGAAAAUUUAAAUAUGAAGAUGCAACAAAUGCUGUAAAAAGUGCUAUCGACAUAGGUUAUGUUCCAGGUGGUGGUGUUACUUAUUUAGAAAUAAUAAAAUCGAACUUUAUAAAUGAAAUACAUAAAAAAAUAGAAGAACAGUUUCAAAAUGUCGGAAAUCAAGAAGAAAAAAAAUAUCUUGAUUUAGUAGGAAAUUUAGAAUCAGAAAUAGAACUACAAAAAAUGGGAGCUAACAUAGUUGUUAGCAGUUUAGAUGUUAUUACAAAGCAAAUUGCAGAUAAUGCUGGAGUAAAUGGAGAAAAUGUUGUUAAAAUUAUUUUAAAUUCAAAAGAUAAAUAUGGAUUUGGUUAUGAUGUCAAUACAAAUAAAUUUGUUAAUAUGGUAGAUAAUGGAAUUAUUGAUAGUACUAAUGUUAUUUUAAGUGUUAUUAAAAACAGUUGCAGCAUUGCUAGUAUGGUAUUAACUACUGAAUGCAUGAUGGUAGAUAGUGAAAAGAAAGAUAAAGGAGUGUUAGAUCCAUCUAUAGAUUCUAGAAAUUAUCUUUCUAGACAUAGAAGAAGAGAUUAUAGAACCAAACUUGAUGACAUGGAUGAUGAGGAUGAUGACCUUGAUGAUGAAGAUGAUGAUGAAGAGGAUGAGGAUGACGAAGACGGUGAAGAAGAUGAUGAAGAAGAUGAAGACGAAAUGGAUGAUGAUGAUGAUGGAUAUAAUUACGAUGAAUAA